UCCCCCCACUUUCUUAGCGUCAAAUCCUCUCUCAUGUUUUUCUCUCUCUUCCCUGCUUUCCAUAAAACUCAUUACAACAGCUCAUAAUUACAGUCUUACUUUGUACUACUACUUACCAUAAAAUUCCAUUGAAAGCUUGAAUCUUUCCAUAAAACUCCAUUGACAACAAUCUUUCCAUAAUACUCCACUGACAACAAUCUUUCCCAUAAAACUCCAUUGAAAGCUUAAAUCUUUCCAUAAAACUCCAUUUAAAACUUAAACUAUCCAUAAAAAUCCAAGCCACAAAAAUGGAAGAAACAAUCAAAGGAAGUAGUCCAUUAAGAAAACCCUUCACAAAGGACUCCCCUCAACUUUCUUCUACUUCAUCAUCUUCUUCUUCAAACAAUAAGAACAAAAAGAAGCCUCUAGAACAAGAAGACCGUCUUGGUUUGCUCCAAAAUCGAAACGACCCCAUGUCUCAAUCUUUCAACUCUGAUUUCUCCAUUAAAAUAGAACCCAAUUCUUCUUCCAUGGCAGAAAAAUUGAAUCCUAUUUUACGUGGGUCUAGCUAUGAUUUCCAAAAUGAUGUUAAUAUUGACACCCAGAAGAAAAAAUCCAAUGAUAAUACCGAAUGUUCUUCAGAAGAGUUUGAUUUUCCAAAGGGUGAAGUAGAUUUAGAGAAUCAUUGUUUAUCACCAGUAAGUGAAAGUCCAAAUGAUUAUGGAAAAAUUACACCAAAAUAUAAUCAGUUCCCAAAAGUUUCAUUUGAGGAAUCCAAGUUAGUUCAUAGAAGAGCCAGUGACGAAGUUCAUCAGCAAAACGCUGGGGUUGGAGUAAGUGGGAGGGAUGACCAAGUAGUUCAUUGUAGCUCAAACGCAUCGUUUCAGCAAAGGAAAUCUGGGUUGAUGAGAAUGAAGACAAAAUCUAGAUUUCAAGACCCGCCUGAAGAGGAUAAUAGGAGAUCGGGGAGGGUAAAUCGAUCUGGGUUAAUGGGUAAAAGUGAGGAGAUUGAAGAAGAUGAUCCAUUUGAGGAAGAUUUUCCUGAGGAAUUUAAGAAAGGUAAAUUGAAUUUUUUUACAAUUUUGCAAUGGUUAAGUUUAGUGUUAAUUGUUGCUGCAUUAAUUUGUAGUCUUGUUAUUGAGGACUUAAGGAAGAAAGCUAUUUGGGAUAUGAAAUUAUGGAAAUGGGAAGUUAUGGGUUUGGUUUUAAUUUGUGGUGGGUUGGUUUCCGGAUGGUUAAUUCGUUUGGUUGUAUUUUUUAUUGAGCGUAAUUUCUUGCUUAGAAAACGGGUGCUGUAUUUUGUAUAUGGGUUAAGAAGUUCUGUUCAGAAAUUUUUAUGGUUAGGAUGGGUUUUACUUGCUUGGAUUUUGAUAUUGGAUAAAAAAGUGGAGAAAGAAACUCAAAGUAAAGUAUUACCUUAUGUGACCAAGAUUUUGAUAUGUUUUAUGGUGGCUACAUUGAUGUGGUUGAUAAAGACAUUACUUCUUAAAGUUUUAGCUAUGAAUUUCCAUGUUAGUGCAUUCUUUGAUCGGAUUCAGGAUGCAUUGUUUGAUCAAUAUGUGAUUGAGACGUUAUCCGGACCGCCUUACCUUGAGAUUCAGCGUAUUCAGGAGGAGGAGGAACGCGUUGCUUCUGAAGUUCAGAAGCUUCAGAAUGCUGGGGUUUAUAUCCCGCCUGAUCUUAGAGCGAAUUGCUUUCCUAAUGAGGGGAAGACGGUAGGGAGUGCUAGGUCAAACGCGAGUGCGUUCCAAAGGAGUCCUUGGGUUGGGAAGAGCCCUAGGAGUUCGGUGAUUGGGAAGAGUCCUAGGGCGCCCUCGAAUUCUAGGCGGGAAGAAAAGGAAGAGGAGGAUGUGGGGAUUAGUAUUGAUCACUUGCAUAAAUGGAAUCAGAAGAAUGUGUCUGCUUGGAACAUGAAGAGGUUGAUGAAUAUCGUGCGAAAGGGGGUUUUGUCUACACUUGAUGAGCAGCUUGAUCCACGAAUGGAGGAGGACGACUCCGCAUUGCAGAUUCGCAGUGAGAAGGAAGCAAAAGCUGCAGCCAAGAGGAUAUUCACAAAUGUGGCUUCACCCGGCUCAAAACAUAUACAUUUAGCGGAUUUGAUGCGCUUUUUGAGAGAAGAUGAAGCGAGCAGAACAAUGAAUUUGUUUGACGGUGCUGCUGAUGGUAAAGGGAUAAGCAAACGAGCACUUAAAAACUGGGUGGUUAACGUUUUCAGAGAAAGGAGGGCUCUUGCGCUUUCGCUCAAUGACACGAAGACAGCUGUGAACAAACUUCACCAUCUGGUCAACAUUAUUGUUGGUAUUGCGGUUAUAAUCAUAUGGCUUCUAAUCUUAGGUGUCCCUGUUACUCACUUCCUAGUCUUUGUGAGCUCCCAAGUUGUUGUACUGGCCUUCAUGUUUGGUAACACCUGCAAGACCACAUUUGAAGCAAUCAUCUUUCUUUUUGUUAUGCAUCCAUUUGAUGUGGGUGAUCGUUGUGAAAUCGACGGUGUCCAGAUGAUUGUGGAGGAGAUGAACAUAUUAACAACCGUAUUUCUUCGAUAUGACAACCAAAAAAUCAUAUACCCUAACAGUGUGUUGGCUACCAAGCCAAUCAGUAACUAUUAUAGAAGUCCAGAUAUGGGAGAUGCCAUUGAUUUUUGCGUCCAUGUGUCAACUCCAAUUGAAAAGCUUUCACUCAUGAAGGAAAGAAUAACAAGGUACAUUGACAACAAGUCGGAUCACUGGUACCCAGCCCCGAUGAUAGUAAUGAGGGAUGUGGAGGACUUAAACCGACUAAAGUUUUCGCUAUGGGUGUCGCAUAGGAUGAACCACCAAGACAUGGGAGAAAGGUGGGUUAGGAGAUCCACUCUCGUCGAGGAGAUGAUCAAGAUUUUCAAGGAGCUCAACAUCGAGUAUCGCAUGUUGCCCAUGGAUGUCAAUGUCAGAAACAUGCCACCUUUGGUUUCUGAUAGGCUUCCUUCCAACUGGACUGCUUGUGCUAGAUGAUCAUGUUCCCAAUUGUGUAGAUAAUGGAGUAAUGUUAUAACAAAAUUGACAUUGUAGUGAAUGAUAGAUGGGUUAAGAGGAAAGGUUGAUGAUGAGCUUAUUAUUUCAUUUUGGCCUUUCCUACAAGGCUAUGCCCCCAGUUUUUGUCUUGAGAACCGGCUUGAAUUGAGGUCUUUUAUUAUAUAGUCCAUAUAAAUAUUCACUAUUAAUAUCUUAUUUACUUUUUACUUUUACGCUCUACCUAAUGUAUUUUUUCAAUUAAAAAUAUCUCUAAUUGUGUAGAAUGAUACGGAUAACUAAUGUUGGAAAAGAAAAAAAAAAACCAAUUUUGGGGUUAA
This is a messenger RNA of Amaranthus tricolor (Joseph's coat), 3304 nucleotides long. Its product is annotated as mechanosensitive ion channel protein 6-like. The coding region runs from base 288 to 2966 and encodes 892 amino acids. Gene Ontology annotation, molecular function: mechanosensitive monoatomic ion channel activity. NCBI's taxonomy places the organism in Eukaryota, Viridiplantae, Streptophyta, Magnoliopsida, Caryophyllales, Amaranthaceae. The transcript is spliced from 5 exons. Gene Ontology annotation, cellular component: plasma membrane. The record is from RefSeq and is a predicted model, not a curated record. Gene Ontology annotation, biological process: monoatomic anion transport; transmembrane transport.